Molecule: messenger RNA, 549 nt
Organism: Cinara cedri
Lineage: Eukaryota; Metazoa; Arthropoda; Insecta; Hemiptera; Aphididae
Source: the annotation of a GenBank genome assembly
AUGUUUACUUUAUCAAAAAGUCCGAUUGUAUAUGUGCAACGCACAUCUAAAUCUGAGCCUUUUCCUGUGACUUUGGAAGGGGUAAAAUUAUUCUUGCGUGUUGAAAAUAAUCAAGAUGAUGAUCUGAUUUUAAGUCUCAUUGCCAUGGCAACGGAAUACGCUGAAUGGCAUAUGGAAAAAUCGCUAAUGAAGCAAACAUGGCAAAUUUCAUAUGAAGGCUAUAUACCACGUAGAAUCUAUCUAAGCUAUGGCCCUGUUAAAGAGAUAAUAUCAGCUACUGCAAUAACAUCCACAAAUCAAGAGAGGCAAGAGAUUAAGUACUAUUUUAGCAAUGUGGGAAGCUAUGUUGAAUUUCAGAGUUCUCCAAAUACAAAAAUGGUUAAUGUUACAUAUGAAGCUGGUUACGAUACUGUUCCUGAGCAGAUUAAAUUAGGAAUUAUAAAACAUGUUUCUAAACUUUACAAAAACCGUGAAUCAGACAUAGGCAACUACUUAUCUGAGAUAAAAAAGGCAUAUUUCCCAUUUCGUAAUCCAAGGGUUGUACUAUAA